AUGGCAACCAAUGGACAUCUCCCCGAGUCGAAUAUAGAUGUGCUCAUCAUUGGCGCCGGUCCUGCGGGGUUGAUGACCGCGUGCUGGAUGGCACACUGCGGUGUCACGACCCGUAUCGUCGACAAGAGGAACACAAAGAUAUUCUGCGGCCAGGCCGACGGGUUGCAAUGCCGCAGUCUCGAAAUAUUCGACAGUCUAGGCUUCGCAGACAGGGCAUGGAAAGAAGCGAAUCAUAUGAUUGAGAUAUGCAUGUGGAACCCGGGCCCCGAUGGGGUGAUACGUCGUUCGGACCGUAUUCCGGACACCAUCGUUGGGCUGUCCCGGUUCACACAGAGCGUCAUACACCAGGGACGUGUCGAACGUUGGUUCCUCGACAAUAUCAAAAAGUACUCGAAGGACACUAUCGACGUUGAACGUGGAGUUCUUCCAGAGUCUCUAGAUAUUGAUAAAGAAAAGGUUGAGGACCCGUCCGCGCAUCCAGUCACCGUAAAGCUACGCCAUCUCAGCGACGAAGAAGCUACCCCAGAGCAGCAAAUAAAGGGAAGCAAGGUCUCCGACGGCCUGUUCCGAAGUAGCUUGAUCUACGAAGACGAUGAGGAAGAACUAAUUCGGAAGAGCAGCGCGCGAGCUGGAACUGCUGAGAUUGUCCACGCCAAAUAUGUCGUUGGAUGUGAUGGCGCGCGAAGCUGGACUAGGCGCGCGCUAGGCUUUGAGUUGCAAGGCGAAGCAACCGAUUUCAUUUGGGGUGUGCUGGAUAUCAUUCCUAUUACAGACUUCCCUGAUGUCCGAAUGCGAUGUGCGAUCCACUCGGCAGAGAACGGCAGUUUGAUGGUGAUUCCUCGAGAGAACAAAUUGGUGCGACUCUAUAUCCAGCUGAAAGAAGUCAUUCCGGAUGCCACCGGCCGUGCAGAUAGGUCGAAGAUCACCCCUGAACUCAUCUUGAGUGCUGCGCAAAAGAUACUCAGCCCCUAUAAGAUUGACUAUGAAUAUUGUGAUUGGUGGACCGCGUACCAGAUCGGUCAAAGAGUCGGUACGAACUUCGACGCUCACCAGCGCGUCUUCCUCGCCGGAGAUGCCGUGCAUACCCACUCCCCCAAGGCUGGUCAGGGCAUGAAUGUUUCCAUGCAGGACGCGUUCAACCUUGGCUGGAAAGUGGCCCUUGUCUCAAAGGGUAUUGCUAAGCGGAGCAUCCUGAGCACUUAUGAAGGCGAGCGACGCCGUGUGGCUCAGGAUCUCAUCGAUUUCGACCACCGCUUCAGCAGGCUCUUCUCAGGGAGACCCGCUAAGGACCUCAUGGAUGCUGAGGGUGUCAGCAUGGAAGAAUUUAAAGAGGCAUUCUUGAAGGGUAAUAUGUUCGCAUCUGGUCUAAGUGUCAACUAUGGGCCUAGCGUACUUGUCGCAAAGGCCGCUGAUGCAAUUGAAAACGGUGGACUGAAUGGAUCAUCCAGUGUGGGGAUCUCAGCCGACGCUUUCGCAAAGAAGCAGGCUCUUGCUCCUGGCCUGCCAAUUGGGAUGCGUUUCAACAGCGUCAAAGUGGUGAGCCAAGCUGACGCUCGGCCCUGGCAUAUCCAAGAGAAGCUGAAGUCUAAUGGUCGCUUCCGUGUUGUCCUCUUCGCGGGGAAUAUUCUUGAUGUCGAGCAAAGGAAGCGUGUAGAAAAAUUCUGCGAAGCGCUCGACUCACCCACCAGCUUCUUCCACACUGCUACUCCUUCCAGUGCGCCUUUGGAAAGUGUGGUUGAGGUGCUCACCGUCCAUUCGUCCAAGAGAACCGACACGGAGUUGUUGAGAGACUUCCCCGAAAUCCUUCACCCUUUUGACCCGCACGAUGGAUGGGACUAUGACAAAGUGUUCGCUGACGAUGAGACCUACCAUGAGGGCUUCGCCGAUGCCUACACAAAGUACGGUAUCGACAAAGAACGAGGGUGCGUGGUAGUAGCAAGGCCUGACCAGCACGUUGGUUGGAUUGGCGAAUUUGAGGACUUCGACGGUCUACAGAAGUACUUCGAGGGGUGUCUGGUACUCAGUCCUAAGGCAUAA
Hypoxylon trugodes is the source of this 2037-nucleotide messenger RNA. Its product is annotated as putative phenol 2-monooxygenase. The coding region runs from base 1 to 2037 and encodes 678 amino acids. The record is from RefSeq and is a predicted model, not a curated record. The transcript is spliced from 7 exons. Lineage: Eukaryota; Fungi; Ascomycota; Sordariomycetes; Xylariales; Hypoxylaceae. Gene Ontology annotation, molecular function: FAD binding.